Mangifera indica (mango) is the source of this 1182-nucleotide messenger RNA. RefSeq lists its product as uncharacterized. The record is from RefSeq and is a predicted model, not a curated record. The coding region runs from base 136 to 966 and encodes 276 amino acids. Gene Ontology annotation, molecular function: nucleic acid binding; zinc ion binding. NCBI's taxonomy places the organism in Eukaryota, Viridiplantae, Streptophyta, Magnoliopsida, Sapindales, Anacardiaceae. The transcript has 5 exons.
UAUCGCCGUAGGGGGGCUAACGCCCAUCCCUGGACCCUUUCUCUCGCAUCGCGUAGCCUCUAAAGCCCUCUGUGCUGCUGCUUAAACCUUUUAAUAUCUCAAUUGAUUAAGCUCCCGUUCAAAGUUUUAGCCACGAUGGUGAGCAACAGACAGAAAGUAGCUCGCAAGCGAUACAAGGAAGAGCACCCUGAACUCUUCCCGAAGCCUGAGCCAACGACACCAAAAGACCCGGAUAAAAGGAAAAGAAAGAAGGGCUUCAAACGGAAAAAAUCGGAGGCUAAAGAGCCCAGAGAUCCGAAUAAACCCAUUAAAAGGAGUUUCAAAAAACACCCACUUAGGGUCCCUGGCAUGAAGCCUGGUGAGAGCUGCUUCAUCUGCAAAGCCAAAAACCAUAUUGCCAAAAAUUGCCCCGAGAAAGCACAAUGGGAGAAGAAUAAGAUAUGUUUGCUUUGUAGGCACCGUGGGCACAGUCUAAAGAAUUGCCCUUCUAAGAAUGAAGGCAGCGAGAGCAAAAAGUUGUGUUAUAAUUGCGGCGAAACUGGGCAUUCACUUGCACAAUGUCCCCAGACACUUGAAGAUGGUGGAACAAAAUUUGCCAGUUGCUUUAUCUGUAAGGAACAAGGACAUCUAAGCAAGAACUGCCCACAAAAUACGCAUGGAAUCUACCCUAAGGGUGGCUGUUGUAAGAUUUGUGGUGGUGUAACACAUUUAGCAAAAGAUUGUCCUAAUAAAGGCAACAGAGGUUCUGCCCCUACAAGAAUAGAAGCAUUUGAAGAUAGGCCAAGACCACAGGUGACAAAAUUUGUGAGCGGUGAUGAUCUUGAUGGCGACUUUGUGAUAGAAGAAACGUCUAGUGGUAACAAAGGCAAGUCUGCAUCAAAAGUUGGUUCUGCAUCUGAUUCUAAAGAAGGUAAUGUAAAGUCAAAGAAGAAAGAAGGAACCAAAGUGGUAAAUUUUGUAGGAUGAAAACUGUCUAUUGAUGAACUCAUGAGCUCGUUUUGUGAUAUGCACUAAGAGUUUUGUAAAUCAUAGAGGAGAACAUGUCUCUAUGUUGGUCAAAAUUUUGUAGGAAACUUGUCUUGGAUGAAGAUUAUUGAGUUUUUCUCAUUUAUACAUCAAGAGAUCAUGCUAAAUUUCAGAGUACAUUGAACAAAGUAACUUGAUCAUCUUUUCCUCCCAUCA